Musa acuminata AAA Group (dessert banana) is the source of this 567-nucleotide messenger RNA. RefSeq names its product zinc finger protein ZAT18-like. The record is from RefSeq and is a predicted model, not a curated record. Bases 1 to 567 code for a protein of 188 amino acids. Lineage: Eukaryota; Viridiplantae; Streptophyta; Magnoliopsida; Zingiberales; Musaceae. The transcript has a single exon.
AUGCAAGAAGCAGAUACUUCCUCGGCGACUCUUCCUCGCGAAGCUUCCGUCCCUGCCGGAGGAGGAAUAGAGCAGGAGACGGGGAGCACGGAGAUGGAUAGUCUGCUACUGCUGCUCUCAUGCGAAGAGAAGCAGCGGGGCGAGGUCGGCGGCACGAGCAGGCCCAGUGGCGCCGGCGGGGUCCGCCAGUUCAAGUGCAAGACCUGCAGCCGCCGGUUUCCGACGUUCCAGGCGCUCGGAGGCCACCGGACGAGCCACACAAGGCCGAGGGGGCGUGGAGACGGGUGCAACCCGGUGCAGAAGAUGAGGCCGAAGCUUCACUCCUGCCCCGUGUGCGGCUUGGUGUUUCCGAUGGGCCAGGCUCUCGGCGGCCACAUGCGGCGGCAUAAGACGGCGGCGCCGGACGCGCAUGCCGCGAGGGAAGGUGGUGCGAGGGAGCUUCGGUGGCUGGACUUGAACUUGCCGCCGCUGGAGAACGAAUUGCAGCUCCAAAGCCUUGGAUUCCGAUACACGGCAGAAGGAUCUGCAACGCGAGAUUCCUCCAGUUAUUCAUCGCAUAGUGCAUGA